Messenger RNA from Leptidea sinapis, 2793 nucleotides. RefSeq names its product protein Son (gene Son). Gene Ontology annotation, molecular function: RNA binding. Gene Ontology annotation, biological process: regulation of cell cycle; regulation of mRNA splicing, via spliceosome. Lineage: Eukaryota; Metazoa; Arthropoda; Insecta; Lepidoptera; Pieridae. The transcript is spliced from 14 exons. The record is from RefSeq and is a predicted model, not a curated record. Bases 240 to 2630 code for a protein of 796 amino acids.
AAUAACAUUUAGAAGUUAGUGAAUAGUCGUGAAGCGCUCUCAAAGCCAGUGACCGAAAAAAGACAUGGCUUAAAGGUCUCGUUACCAGGCCAUUAAAUCCAAAAAAAAAAAAUUGUUAUGUAUUUGUGAUGAUAAAAUUGUAAAGCUUAUUUUAACUGAAUACUGAACAAACGGGAAAAGUUUAUCUUUUUAUUACUGUAUAGUUUAGUUAAUAGUUGUUACUGAUCGCUAAGUUUAGAAUGACAACCUUAGAUAAUAUAGAAAAAUUAAUUAAAAGAGAAAAAGCUACUCCGGAUCGCAUAAAGCCCGAUUCGAAAAAAUCAUCAAAUGAAAUACUUUCUGAGCUUUUUAGUGCAUUUAAUGCCGAUCCGCCAAAGAUAGAAGAUAUACCUGUAAAAAAGUCUAAGAAGAGUAAAAAGAAACAUAAAAAAGAGAAGAUAAAACGUAGUCGUAGUUCUAGCAGCAGUGAUUCGGAUACUGAUUAUUCUCACAAAAAGAAAAAGAAGAAAGUCAAGACUAAGUCUAAAAAGCACAAAGAAGACCGUGAAUCUCCUCACCGUCGCUCCAGAACACCCAUUAAAGUAAAAGUAGAAAAUAAGGUUAAAAAGGAAUCUAAAGUCGUUAAAGAAAAUGGAGUUAAAAAGGAAGCAAAGUCUAUUCCUAUUAAAUGUAAACAAGAUCUCAGUGUUAGCUUAUCACCUCCUAUUGAAUCAUUUGAUGCAAGCCUUAUUCCUAUGCCAGAUUCGCCUAAAGACACACUUAACAAAAAUGAUCUAUGUAAUAAAUUGGAUAAAAAAAAUGAUGGAACAUCAGAUAAUGAAAAAGCCAAGGGGAAAAUUCAAAUAAAAAAUUUGAAGUUUAGUGCUGUAUUUGAAGAAACAGUAAAAAAGGCAGAGGAGGAAGCUAGAAAGAAAGCAGAGAAGGUUGAGGAGGGGGAGUGCACAGCAUCAUCAAGUAGUUCAUCAAAAGAUGAAGAUUCAAACUCACACUUCCCUAAAUCAUCUGACCCUGGUGGUAUACUUAAGAAAGCAGCUGCAGAUACAAAAAAAAUUGAUGCGGAAGACGAGCGGAAAAAAAGUAAGAGUAAAGAUAAAACACACAAAUGUUCUCAAAGGGAUCGCAGCAGAUCAAGAAAAAGGUCUCCCAGUAAGUCCAGGCGCUCCCGAUCUCGGUCCACAUCUCGCCGUCGUCGGCACCGCUCCCGGUCCCGCUCCAGCCACCGCAGACGACGCUCGCGGUCACGGCGCAGGUCCGACUCCAAGAAACGCAAGUCCAGGUCCGGCUCCAGGAGUCAUCACAGGUCCACCUCGGACAGGCACAGGCAGAGGCUAUCGCCCAGACAUAGGGGGCGACGCUCAAGAUCUCCGACGGGUGUUAAACUGGCGGACAGUGAAAAGAAGCGAUUACUGGAGGUGGCGAGGAGGAAUGCCAUCAACAUGUUGAAGAACGGCGCCGUGCCCGCGGGAGCCGCGGUGCUGCCUCCUCACACGAGGAACCAAGUCAUGGCCGCCAUACAAUCAGGAGGCAAGUCGGUAGAUGAGCUGACUGAUUUUUGCAAACACCUGUCAAAGAAGGAAGCCCUCGGGGAAUUAUCAUCCGUGUCAUCCAACGAUGACAACAUGAGUGAAAAUGAAGAUACAUUGGCAUUCCAUCAUCCAUUCUUAGUUAAGGAGAAGGCACCUAUAGUUAUGAAUAUAAGAGGUGGUGUUCCAUUAGCGGUCAAACCAAGCCCGAUCUUCAUAGCUAACAAGGAAGAACUUACAAAACAGUUUCCUGUGUCUUCGGGGACACAGCAUAGAGAAAAGGCCUCCGACUGGGUCCCUGUGUCGCCCAAAAAUGAUGACAUGCAAGUUGCAAACUUAGAUUCAACACACCAGCCAACAGAACAGAAAGUGGUCGAACCUUUAAAGAAUUCGGGUCCCCUUGCAUUGCCCCCACCUCCGGCACCUUCGGCACCUGCAGCACCACCGGCCUAUCUGAAAAGCUUUACAACCGGAUGCCAAUUGUCAUCGGUGCCUGCGGUGGCACCUCCCGGACCUCAAGCAUAUCCUGAGCCAAUGAAAGCGAUAAUGGAGGAUAUCGUGUUACAAAAGUUGUCGCAGAUUCGUAAGGAACAAGAAGAAACAGAAGCCAACCCAACAUUAGGUUUUGGUUGGACAAAGGAAUCAAACCUCGGUCAGUUCACGGGAACCAGCUGCUCAGGCAUCUUGACCCCGCGAGAACUGGCGAGCGGAACUCAAGCUUGGGCCAAGAAGGACCAACUAGUUCGGGCGGCCCCCGUUGAAGGUGGCAUGGGGAUGCACCUUCUCCAGAAAAUGGGCUGGACUCCGGGCCAGGGUCUGGGUAAGGAAGGAACGGGGACCCUGCAGCCUCUGUUGCUUGAGGUCAAACUUGACACCAAGGGAUUACAGGCCAAAGAAGAAAUCAAUAACAGAUUCAAUAAAGGAAUGAAACCAAAUAGAAUCUGCAGACGUGGACCGUUGCCACUAGUCGCUGGAGGGAAGCAUCCUGUGUCUCUGCUGGGUGAAUAUUGUUCGAAGCAAAAGUUGGGUCCCCCCGAAUAUAACCUGUGUUUUGAAUGUGGGCCAGAUCAUAAGAAGAACUUUCUAUUCAGGAAGCGGUUGAGAUGAAUGGAAGCGGCGUCCGGAUAUAGCGAAAGACUUCGUUCGAUUGUGACACGGAACACUUUUAGCUGCACCAAGCUGCCAUGGUCCAACUCAUAACUGCGUCCCGGAAGGCUGUAUGCUAUCCUCUAUAUCGUGUAGCGCCAAUAGCUAAAGUUGUAUUAAUGUU